CGUCGAGCCGACUGGUGGUCUUCUAUUAAAGUCCAGUCCGCAAGGAUCAGCGUUAUCAGUUUGUUGUUAAGUUUGCUUAGUUCCCGUUCUACGUUUUCUACGUUCUCCGUUCUACGUUUUCUACGUUCUACGUUCUCCGUUCUACGUUCUACGUUUUUUGUUUGCCCACGUUCAAGUUUUAAGUUAACCAAAUCGAUGCCAUGGCCCAGACACAGACGCAGACGCAGACACAAGCCGAGAAGCUCAACCACCCGCACAGCAUUGGCAUCCAGCUGCAGCACAAGGGCAUGCCCCAUGGGCUGGGUCUGCUGACCACGGUGGCCUCGCUGCCGCCCAAGUACCGCAGUCGCUAUCUGAACCUGAAAACCAGGUGCGAAAUACCCCUGGAUUUGACGGUGAAGCUGCCCUCGCCGCUGCCCCAAAGCGAUGUGCCCAUGGCGGCCACAUUCGCCGAGGUGUAUAGCGAAAAUGUGAUGGAAAUUGCACAGGAAGGGGAUGUCAAAGAGGAGAAGUUGCCACUAAAACCCCCAACGCCACCGCAAAGUCCAUCGGGAAAGCGCAAAUUGAGCUGUGACGAUGAUUGCCGGCGACAGCCCGCCAAAAUGGCCAAACUGGAGGAGAAGGAGGAGGAGCCACAGCCAGCAAUAGAGGCCACGCCAGCCAAACCUGUUAAAGUAAAGGAAACGGCACCCAAAACCAGCAAGGCAAGCACUUCCUCGGCGAAACCCUCCCGCAAUAAGGCCACUCGCAAACUGAAGUUCGAUGAGGAGACCAGUUCACCAGUUUCGGGCACCAUAAUACGACCCCUCGAGGACAUCACCGAUGGCUCCAUGCAGUACAGCAAUGGCGACAUCGACCCCAAGUACAACAUAGUGGAGAUCACAGAUGAAACCAAAGCCGAGCUGGCGGCCAUCAAGAAUGUGAUUGGGGACUAUGUCUGCCGCUUGUGCAAGAUCAAGUUCGAGGAUGCCUUCGGCCUGGCCCGCCAUCGGUGUGCCUGCAUAGUCCUGCUGGAGUACCGAUGUCCCGAGUGCGGCAAACAGUUCAAUUGCCCCGCCAAUCUGGCCUCCCAUCGCCGCUGGCAUAAGCCCCGAAAGGAGGCCGGCAAAAAGGAGAAUCGCAAUACCACCAACCAACAGCAGCAGGUGGAGAAGAAGUCGGCCACAGAGGAUCUGGCAUUUGACUGCCAGGAGUGUGGCAAGAAGUUCAAGAGGGCUGCCUACCUGCGAAAGCAUCAGCUCACACAUCAGAAACGGGAAAAAUCAGGGGAGAAAGUAGUGGAAAUGUUGCCGCCAGCCAGUACGACCACCAUAACAGGCAGUUUCCACUUCAAUCAGGCGGGAUCCAGCACCUCCUCCUCCUCGGCCAGCAGUUCCCACUCCGAUGAGGGUGUCUAUGUGGCGGGGGCCACUGCCAGGAGUAGCUACGACUACGACAAUGACUACCUCUCGGACUCGAGCUCCUCCGCCUCAUCCGCCGGCUAUGGUCGUCUGCAGAUCGUGGAAAAUGGUCUUACGGAGGAGGAAAGCAUUGCCGCCGCUGCCCUCACGAACUUAAGGAACUGCGCCUCCGUCAUCCAACACACCACCAUGGCCCAUUGAAAUCGAGUGAGAUUUUUGUACUAUUAAGUUUAGUUAUUAGUUAUUGACAUCACUCAAUUAAUGUCAAUAAUGCAGCUGAAACAGACCAAAGAAUUAGUUUUAUUCAAUGGAAAUUUGCGUUUCCUCUUCAUACACUUAGUUAGCUAUAACGUUUAGUUCUUAAACCGAUUUAGUUUCGUUCGCAAAAUGAGUUCAAUUCUAGUCAGACUCUGAUUUGUAUCCGUACUUCGGUCCGCAUUCCAUAUACACUUUAGUUCUAGUCAGUGAAACCAAAGCAUCUGGGCACUAGUCAGCUUCAAUACGAUCUCUCGAAAAAUAAGUGUCAUUAUUGGCAUUUUUCUAGUCAGUUUAGUUUUAGCUAGUUUAGGAACUUUUGGGAGUGCAAUGAACUGAACAUGUAAAACCAAAGAAAUCAACCAAAAAUUCAUUACUAACCAUUUGAACAGGCUAUCUGGUACUAACUAGUCAUAUAAUCUUAGCAUAAAAAUACCAAAGACUCAAUAUUAACACUCUGUAAACUUUUUCUAAUACCAACUGCUUUUUAACAUUUUAUAUACUACUCUGUCACACAUAUUUCAUUCAUUUUUCAUACAUACUCUCAUACUUCAUCUCUAAUAACUCCUUCAUCAGUCAUUUUUCACCUUUCACCUUUUAAAAUACUGUCAACAUUCGAAUUUCACUCUUCAUGACUCAUCUUUCCCCGAUAAUCUUUAUUCUAUAUAAAAUUCAAGCUCUGCUUUUCCCCUAACUCAUCUUCUCACUUAUAAGCAACUUAAUAUUCAACCCUUUUUUCGCUUUUACCAAAAUAACUCGUGUUAUUCUAGUCAUAAGUUCUUGCAUUCCUUCUAGUCAUUUUAGGUAAAUAAUUUCUAUAAGUCAGCUUCAUUUCCAUCUUACUUAUUUUGUACAAACAUAUAUCAUUCUUCAAUUUCGGAUACAGCUUUAGUCAUAUUCAGGUUAUAUACCGAAACCAAAAUUCAGGCAAAAUUGUGCAGUAAUAGAUUUUAAGUUCGAAUCAAACCAAAUAUGCAAAACCAAAAAUCCUAGUUUAAACAAAAAUCCAAACCCAGUGUUGGUGAACCAAAGUCGAGUGUGAACUCUAGUCAUUUUUAGUCACCUAAGUGGGAGAGAAAUCAAUUAAUUCUCUGUUUAAUUUAGUUUAGUUUACUAUAGUUAGGCAUAGAAACGGACAUUGGACCAGCGUCUCACUACCAGUCAAAGUAUUUAACAGUACAACCUAGCUAUAAAAGCCACAGGCUUCAGAACCGGCGGUUGUGUACUUAAAGCAAUAAAUUAAGAAAUCCCUGAAUCGGGUUCAAUAUCACAGCGCUAUUGUUCCUUAGCAUCUGUAAAUGUAAAUUGGUUGUAACCGCAGAGUACAACGAAAUGGGAAACUUUCGCUCAAUCUAGGAAUUAAUUACCUUAUAAGCUAUAUCAUACGGAACCAUAUCGGUUGAGAUUUUGUGAUACUAAUGCUAAGCCUAAAGUUUACAAGAGCAUCGUUGUGCUCAUAGUGCAGUAACAAUAAGUGAAAAGAAAACAGAAAUUUGUACCAAAUAUUUUUAUACGUAAUAUACACAUAAACAGUAAAUAUUUUUAUACAAA
Molecule: messenger RNA, 3206 nt
Organism: Drosophila elegans
Lineage: Eukaryota; Metazoa; Arthropoda; Insecta; Diptera; Drosophilidae
Gene: nerfin-1
Product: zinc finger protein 93
Exons: 1
Coding region: 201-1601 (466 amino acids)
Biological process (GO): negative regulation of transcription by RNA polymerase II; neuron differentiation; regulation of cell cycle process
Cellular component (GO): nucleus; transcription repressor complex
Molecular function (GO): RNA polymerase II cis-regulatory region sequence-specific DNA binding; DNA-binding transcription repressor activity, RNA polymerase II-specific
Source: RefSeq, a predicted model, not a curated record